UAAUAUUUUGUUCAGAUUUUUAACCCCGGAGGGUUAGCCACCCAGGGUAACCCAAGAAAGUCAGUGCGCCAUCGAGGACUGUCUUAUUUCCAUUGGGGUCCUUCAGUCUUGUCCCCCAGGAUGCUACCCACACCAGUCCAUUAACACCCAGGUAGGAGACAAUGGGCUCCAAUGAUGAUGAAUUCACUACAAAAGAAGAAGCCUGGGUUUUCUAUAAGGACAGAGAAGAAUGGGCAGAUGUAACACCAAUACCCCAAGAUGAUGGUCCAAAUGCAGUGGUUAAAAUUGCUUAUACAGAUACCUUUACAGAUGUGUAUGACUAUUUUCGAGCUGUAAUGGCUGGUGGAGAGCUCUCCGAGAGAGCUCUAGAACUUACCGAAGAUGCUUUGAAUAUGAAUGCUGCAAACUAUACUGUCUGGCAAUAUAGGAGGAAGGUUCUCAAACAUUUAGGUAGUGAUCUAGAGGCAGAAUUGACAUUUUGUCGUGAGAUGAUUGAAAUGAAUCCCAAGAAUUAUCAAGUGUGGCAUCAUCGGCGUGUUGUUGUAGAGUGGCUUGGUGAUGCUAGCAAAGAACUGAGACUGACAGAGAUGAUCUUUAAUCAAGAUGCCAAGAAUUACCAUGCUUGGGAACAUCGACAGUGGGUUCUCAGAACUUUUAAACUAUAUGAUGGAGAGCUUAAUUAUGUUGAUAGACUCCUUGAAGAAGACGUGAGGAAUAACUCUGCUUGGAACCAGCGGCACUUUGCUAUUACACAAACCACAGGCUUCACACCAGAUGUGAUAGAGCGAGAAGUGGAAUACACCAAAAAGGCCAUUAGUAAAGUUGUGGGUAAUGAAAGCCCAUGGAGUUAUCUCAGAGGAGUUGUCCAACACUGUGAUAAUGGGAUGAAUAGCAUUGGUAACCUGGAGCAAUGGUGUCAGCAAAUGUAUGAAGGUGGGCAACGAUCACCUCAUCUUCUUACCUUCAUGAUAGAUCUCUUGGAAGACAGGAUGGAACGAGAGGCUUCAGAAAGACCACUUUUACUGAAGCAAACUCAGGAGAUAUGUGAAUCUUUGGCCAUGGAACAUGACAAAAUUCGCCAAGAGUACUGGCGAUACAUAGAAAGAAACCUUAGUCAUAGAUUUGGUGCAUAAGCAGUGAAAUUCAGUAAUGAACUUGGUUUGUUGCCCUUUUAAUAAUGGACUUCAAUGCUUAGGUAUGUAACAAAGCAACUUUGUGAUUCCUGCAAGUUUAAAGCUUAAACACUCUUACACCAUUUCAUAUUUAUCCUAUUCAGUACCUGUAGUUUGUUGCCCUUGUUCAUAUGGGCUUUAAGAAGGAUAUUUCAGUCUUAAGCAUGACUAUAUUAUGAUUUAGGAUGGCCUUUUUUUAUUAGGAACCUGUCUUCAACAGUAUUUCAACAACCAUUUUUUUUGGGGGGGGGGGGGGCAGUUUCUCUGAAUGUCUGAACCAGAUUACAGGUGAUCUUUGGUAUUUGUGAAUAUGAAUAUCAUUUUACAGUGCAAUUUAUUUAGGCAUACAGGUAUUGGAACCAUACUCCCCUUCCCUAGAUUAAACCUAAUUACCUCCCAUACCAUAGGCACUGUAAGACUCAUGGUUUCAACACUCCCAAAAUGAUUACAUUCAUGGGAGUGCUAGACCCAUAGGGGUCAUUUGGUGCUGAGAGGACUGGCAGACAGACCUAAUUCACAGAAAAGGAAAAAUAUGUCUAAUCCCUUGGAGUAAAUGUCCCACGCUGGCAUAAAGGGACCUAACUUGGAGUUAUUACAAUUAUAGUAAUUGUAUAUAAAAAAAGUGCAAUUUGAAGCAUUGAUCAUAUCUUGCAUUGACUAGAUUAUAUAGAAAGCUUAAUAAUAUGAACCAUUGUUUAUAUAGUAGCUACUAUAGGUUCUGUUAGUGUAUCCAUAUGAAUACAUAGAAGAUGAAGGCAUACUGGAGUAAAAUUUUAAAUACAAUAUAUUGAAGCUGGACUGCAAAAGUAGCUAAUCCAAUGAUUUUACUAUUUGUGUUAAAUGUAAAAAAAAGAAAAGUUGAAAUUCUUACUAGUUUUAAAAAAAUAUAUAUAUAAAUUUAC
This is a messenger RNA of Cherax quadricarinatus, 2074 nucleotides long. It is a transcript of the gene Fnta, whose product is annotated as farnesyl transferase alpha. The record is from RefSeq and is a predicted model, not a curated record. Gene Ontology annotation, biological process: protein geranylgeranylation; protein farnesylation. Gene Ontology annotation, molecular function: CAAX-protein geranylgeranyltransferase activity; protein farnesyltransferase activity. NCBI's taxonomy places the organism in Eukaryota, Metazoa, Arthropoda, Malacostraca, Decapoda, Parastacidae. Gene Ontology annotation, cellular component: CAAX-protein geranylgeranyltransferase complex; protein farnesyltransferase complex; cytoplasm.